Lycium barbarum (goji berry) is the source of this 2172-nucleotide messenger RNA. Its product is annotated as probable pectinesterase/pectinesterase inhibitor 41. Gene Ontology annotation, molecular function: pectinesterase activity; pectinesterase inhibitor activity. Gene Ontology annotation, biological process: cell wall modification. The coding region runs from base 31 to 1791 and encodes 586 amino acids. The record is from RefSeq and is a predicted model, not a curated record. Lineage: Eukaryota; Viridiplantae; Streptophyta; Magnoliopsida; Solanales; Solanaceae. The transcript has 3 exons.
UCCACCAUUUAAUUUAGAGAUCUACAAAUCAUGGCUAACAAUUAUCAUACUAAGCUUUUCAUGGCUCAUCUUAUGAUAUUUGUUCUGUUUUUAUUAUUUUUUCAAUCUUGUGAUGCUGAUAAUCCUCAUUUCCUUACCAAAAAAAAAGGUAAUCCUCAUAUCAACCCUGAUUCUCCUUCCACCAUUUGCAAAUCUACCCCCCAUCCUAAGUUCUGUAAAUCAAUGCUCCCAACAACUGAAAAUGUCACUUCCAAUAAUGUCUAUGACUAUGGUCGAUUUUCUGUUCACAAAUCUUUAUCUACAACUCAUAAGUUCAUUUCCGAUAUUCAAAAAUACCUUAGAAAAUCCAAAAAAUUAACAAUUCCCGCGAUUCGCGCUCUCGAAGAUUGUCAAUUUUUAGCUGAUCUCAACAUAGAUUAUCUCUCAACCACUUUCAAGACUGUAAAUGAAACUUCCAAUAUUUUGCCAAUUUUGGAAGCAGAGGAUUUGCAAACUCUGUUAAGUGCCAUUUUGACAAAUACACAAACUUGUUUAGACGGUCUCCAAGAAAUUACCUCUUUUCCUGGGAGAAAUGACAUUUUAAACCCUCUAAAAAAUGACACACAACUUCAUAGUGUUUCUUUAGCUUUGGUCAAAAAAGGGUGGGUUCCAAAGAACAAAAAAGGAUCCAAAACUCACCCAAUUACUCAAAAGAAGUCAGCUUUCAGAAAUGGCCACUUGCCGUUGAAAAUGUCUGCAAGAAAUAGGGCCAUAUUUGAAAGAAUCAGCAGGAGAAAGUUGCAACAGCAACAAGAUGAUGACCAGGUUUUGGAACAUGAUGGCCAAGUUUUGGUGAGUGAUAUUGUGAUUGUAAACCAAGAUGGAAGUGGGAAUUUUAGUACUAUAAAUGAAGCUGUGGCUAUUGCUCCAAAUAACACUAAUGGUACCACAGGCUAUUUUCUCAUAUACAUUACUGCUGGUGUGUAUGAGGAAUAUGUCUCAAUUGCCAAAAAGAAGAAGUAUUUGAUGAUGAUUGGUGAUGGUAUCAACCAAACCAUUGUCACAGGCAACCAUAGCUACAAUGUUGAUGGAUAUACAACAUUUAAUUCUUCUACUUUUGCUGUGGUUGGUCAAGGAUUUGUUGCAGUUAACAUCACAUUCCAAAACACAGCUGGACCAAUAAAACAUCAAGCAGUUGCAGUCCGAAAUGGUGCAGAUUUAUCCACAUUCUACAGCUGUAGUUUCCAUGGGUACCAAGACACGUUAUAUGUACACUCACUCAGACAAUUUUACAGAGAAUGUGACAUUUAUGGCACAGUCGAUUUCAUAUUCGGUAACGCUGCUGCAAUUUUUCAAAACUGCAACAUAUACCCGAAACUCCCUUUACAAAAACAAUUCAAUGCAAUUACAGCACAAGGCAGAACAGAUCCGAAUCAAAACACGGGAAUUUCAAUUCAAAAUUGCACUGUAAAACCAGCAGAUGACUUAAAAUUCAGCAACAGUAGCACGCAAACGUACCUUGGCAGGCCUUGGAAGGAGUACUCGAGGACUAUGUACGCGCAAAAUUUCAUCGAUGGAAUUGUGAAUCCAUUAGGGUGGAGAGAAUGGUCAGGGGAUUUUGCUCUUAAUACGAUUUAUUAUGCAGAGUUUAAUAAUACAGGACCAGGUUCUAGUAUUAUUGGCAGAGUCAUUUGGCCUGGUUUUCAUGUUAUUGAUGUUGCUGAUGCUGCUAAUUUCACAGUUUCUGAGUUCUUACUUGGAGAUGAUUGGUUGCCACGAACUGGAGUGCCAUAUUUUAGUGGUUUAGUAUAGGAGGUUAAGUUAUAGACAUCGUCAGUGUAACCAUUGUUUUACAAUAUCAAGUCACUCAAAGAAGGAUAUAUAUAUUUACAUGUGAAUGUGGGAUUUGUAAUCUUGAAAAUAAGAAGUAUUACCUGCUUCAGCAAGUUCGUAAUCUUGAAAAUAAUAUGAAGUACCAGCUACAACAGGUUCUUCAAAAUCCGAUUACAUGCUACAACAGGUUUGUAAUCUUGAUGUAAGACCGAUUACUUGCUACAAAGAUUUAUAAUCUUAAAAAUAAGACGAAUUAAUGCUUUACAAUUUGGGAAUAGAUUCAAACUUAUAAUUACAAAAAUAGUAAAUACAGUGAUAUUUCACAUCUAUUAGAAUACAAAAAAGUUGCCUUUUAUUCCA